AUGGAUAUUGACGCGAACAAGUUGAAAGGUCCUUUAAGUGUUAAAGUGUCGAAUGGGUAUCAAAGCAGUAAUCUUCAGUCACUGUGCAAAGAAUUUCCUCAAUCCUCUCGUAAGAGUAGGACUCCGAAUCUUUUCGAUGGCAAGUUAUGGGACCGCCCAAGUCCUUUAGGCCCUCAUGGGAAGAGCCAUAACACUGCUUGUGAAGAUGCAGUUCCUAAAGUACAAGAACAACAGAGUGCUACUGAGUUGCUUUCUUUGGGUAGCAGACCACCUGGAUCCGUUGAGCAUGGAGAAGAAGUUGAUCAAGCUACGGGGAGUCCGAGCAUUUACAGUAAGAGUCCUGUGAGAGGUCCGCUUGGCAUCACUUUGAACGCUAAAGGAAUGCGAAAAGUACCAUGGAAUGGAUUGACAUCUGCUUCCGAGACUUGUUGCAGGGGUGAACUACCUGAUACCGGUUCUUUGAGGAAAAGGUUGGUGAUGGAAGGAUUGAAUAUCUCAGUAGAUUGUGCGGAUUUGUUGAACAAUAGUCUCGAUGUUUACAUGAAGAGAUUGAUAAAACCUUGUUUGGAACUGGCUGGUAUGAGGUCCAGGCAAAACCUUGUUGACCGGGGCCAGAAUCAGUCCAUGGCUUAUUUGAAUGGGAUGUGGCCUGUGAGAUACGCACCAAAUCAGAAGGGGGUCGUUUCUGCAUCAAUGUUAGACUUUCAAAUUGCGAUGGAGAUGAACCCCUUGAUUCUUGGAGUAGACUGGCCAACGCAACUCGAGAAGUUUGUCAUGCGUCACUUGGAUAUUAAAUCUAAUGCUUCUAAGCUCUUAAACGGACAUGUCUGUACUUCGAAUAAUCUGCCAGUUCUUGAUUCGGAUGACGAUUCUGUUGAAUUAUGGAGAUAA
Hibiscus syriacus is the source of this 891-nucleotide messenger RNA. RefSeq lists its product as uncharacterized. Gene Ontology annotation, cellular component: SAGA complex. Bases 1 to 891 code for a protein of 296 amino acids. The transcript is spliced from 3 exons. Gene Ontology annotation, molecular function: transcription coactivator activity. Gene Ontology annotation, biological process: regulation of transcription by RNA polymerase II. The record is from RefSeq and is a predicted model, not a curated record. Lineage: Eukaryota; Viridiplantae; Streptophyta; Magnoliopsida; Malvales; Malvaceae.